AUGGAUAAUGACACGGCGCAGUCAACCAAUGAUCCUACAUCUCGAGAUGGUGAUGGUGAUCGAAGUCCAGAUCCAGAGCCAAGCCAGUAUCCAUCUCCAGAUCAAGAUUCACAUCCACUCCUGACAUCCCUACCACUGGAAGAUUCAGAGGACCUAGGUUCAGACGCCUUUAUAUUCGCUCCUGAACUGUUUCUCCAACCUCCUCCGGACCAAGAAUCCGGUGGUCCGUCUUCGUCGUCAUCAUCACCGUCACCGUCUCAGACAGUGCUGAUAGGGGAGACGGUGACGACGACGACGACGACGAGGAUAUCAGACCAUCAUGGGCACGAAUGCGGCCAUGCACGUCAAUCAGACACAAACGUUGCGGCGGAGGAGUCUUCUUCACCCAGAGGAGAGCCGAGACUCGAGGAGACGGCAUCGUCACGGGCGGAGAAUAUCAGCGUCGGAGACGAAGUGUUCAUCCUGGACGCGCGCGGAAACAGCAUCGUGUCCACGGACGCCGUUGACCCGGCGCAACUGCUGCGUGUGUGUCGUCAGCAGAAUGACAUGGCUGGUCUCGCUGAUUGUGCGGCUCACCCUCGCUCUCGCCAGGGUUAUACUUGUGGUCAAGGCAAUGGCAAUGGAAAUGGCACCUCGGCGUCCAUCUACAUGAUGACCGGCACGCUGGAGAUACAAGGGGUGGGACUGGCAUACCAUUUCGUGCCGACGGGGGCGGUCGGGGGACGAGCUCGGGCGGCCUGGCGUCGAGAGGCGAUUGUCAAGGUCAGGUUUCGAGCUGGACAACACGUCAGAUACACCGAGGACGGGACCGAAUGGGCGGCACUGGUCGAGAGCGCCGAGGUCGUCGACCAUAGGCGCUGCUAUAACCUGUUUCUGCCGGCGUCGGGAUCUGGCCGAGUCUUGGUCACCGAUGAAUUUUUGAGAGAGGUGUAG
Messenger RNA from Exophiala spinifera, 933 nucleotides. RefSeq lists its product as uncharacterized. Lineage: Eukaryota; Fungi; Ascomycota; Eurotiomycetes; Chaetothyriales; Herpotrichiellaceae. The record is from RefSeq and is a predicted model, not a curated record. Bases 1 to 933 code for a protein of 310 amino acids. The transcript has a single exon.